Messenger RNA from Lathyrus sativus (Indian pea), 318 nucleotides. The record is from the annotation of a GenBank genome assembly. Lineage: Eukaryota; Viridiplantae; Streptophyta; Magnoliopsida; Fabales; Fabaceae.
AUGCUCCGUCAGCGUCUCCUCUCCACUCUCCGUCUCCGCGGCGGAUCAGGCACCGGUGCAAGCCGAUGGACAAGCCCCGGCCACGAAGAAAGACCCAAGGGCUACCUCUUCAACAGAACACCUCUUGCUCCAGGUGAGUCUCGCAACUGGGAAGAUUGGGAACUCCCUUGCUACAUCACUAGUUUCCUCACCAUCGUGAUCCUUGGUGUUGGCCUUAAUGCUAAGCCUGAUUUGACAAUUGAAACGUGGGCCCAUGAAAAAGCCCUAGAACGUCUCAAGAUCGAAGAUGCCAUAGCCGAGAGCGAAUCCUCUGAAUAG